AUGACAGAUUCAUAUUCAUACCAUAAAAGAGCUCAUCUAAUAUCAUCGGCCAACUACUUAAAUUCCACUUUACAGUCUCGAGCAUAUAUAGAAACAAAAUUGUUAUUUCCUAGUAUAAACUCAAAUGAUUUAAUCUCCACAAGCAAAGAACAAGAUGAUCUGAUUAUUAUAACUGAUGAAUUAAUACGAAAUGAUCAAACAAUAAUAGAUGUAAUGAUGGAUCUUAUACUGUCAAUUGAUAAAUAUCGGAACCAACAAAAAAUUAUAAAUGAGUCAAUAACGUCAAAAAAUAAUACAAUUGAAGAAUUAAAUAAUAGAGUUAACAUAUUGGAAAAGCAAUUAACAAUAAAAGACAAGAAGAAUAAAGAAUACCUAAUCGAGAGAAACAGAAUUAAAAAUAAAUAUGAUCAAGUGAAUUCAAUAAAUAAAGUCCAACAUAAAAGUAUCAAGAAUCUAUCAAAUUCAAUGAAAGAUAUAGCAGUAAAGAAUAAAAUAGAUAUGAAAAAGAAAGAAUUAAUAAUUGAUGAAUUAAAAACCAAAUUAAUAACGAAGAGAAAUCUUAGUUCAACCAUAAAGUAUGGAAUACCUUUAACUCCUACAUUGGAAAAAAGUCAAGACACCGAUAUACCAAUCACAACAUCAACUUCAACUUCAAUUGAAGAAAUCUUAUCAAAUAAUAUACCAAUCGAUGACAAGGAAAUACUACUAAGUGACGAAAUACUAUCAACCAUUAAAAAAUUUCACGAUAACGAAUCAUCAAUAUAUAUCAAUCAAUUAUCAAACACAAUAAAUGAUAUGACAUCAGAAAACUAUAAAUUAACAAAUUUAAUAAAAUCAAUUGAAAAUUAUUUAUCAUUAUUAAAUUUAAAUCUAAUAUCUUUUAAAGAAAUAAAUUUAGAUGAUAUUAUACCUGAUCCAUUAGAAAUUUUAAAUGAAUCAAUAAUAAAUGAAGUAACUGAUGAAAUAAUAAUGAAACAUUUUAAUGAAAUCGAGAAUUGUGAGUUUUUAACUAAACCAGUUAUAGAAGAAUUUUUAAAGUUUUACAAUAAUUUAAGAGACGUUUUAGUACUUUCAAACCUUCAAAAUUAUACAACUACAACUGCUUGA
Lodderomyces jiufengensis is the source of this 1107-nucleotide messenger RNA. RefSeq lists its product as uncharacterized. The record is from RefSeq and is a predicted model, not a curated record. The transcript has a single exon. Bases 1 to 1107 code for a protein of 368 amino acids. NCBI's taxonomy places the organism in Eukaryota, Fungi, Ascomycota, Pichiomycetes, Serinales, Debaryomycetaceae.